Molecule: messenger RNA, 1545 nt
Organism: Scomber japonicus (chub mackerel)
Lineage: Eukaryota; Metazoa; Chordata; Actinopteri; Scombriformes; Scombridae
Gene: cfap157
Product: cilia and flagella associated protein 157
Exons: 9
Coding region: 1-1545 (514 amino acids)
Biological process (GO): sperm axoneme assembly
Cellular component (GO): cilium; ciliary basal body
Molecular function (GO): microtubule binding
Source: RefSeq, a predicted model, not a curated record
AUGCCCAAAAAGAAGGACAAGAAACAAGAUGAAGACAAGAAAACAAAGAAAAAAGAAAGUGUUACAGAUAAACCCGCCCCUGACGACAGUGAGAAAGAUUUAUACCGGACUCAAAUCCGAUAUUUGAACCAGCAAUUGGAGAGAUAUCAGCUGAAAUGUGAUGAACUGGAGAAGCAGAGGAAGGACUUCGACGCUCAGUACAGCACACUGGAGAAAGAGAAGAAGGACAUUGUACAGUAUCUGAAACGCGCCCUGCUGGAGAAGGAGGACGAGGUGGACGAGCUGUCGGAGCGCCUGCAGAGUCAGCAGCAGGCUGCUGAGAAGGACAGAGACGCCCUGCAGCUGCAGCACAGUCAGCAGAGGCAGGAGCUUCAAGACCGUAAUGAUGAACUCGCAGCGGUGAAUGUGACACUGGUGGCGAGGCUGGCUGAUCUGGAGGAGUUUCAGAAGCAGAAGGAGCAGCUUAUGUCCAACAUGGAGUUUCUGGAGAAACAGUUGUCCAGUCAGGAGGAGAAGCACAAAGCAACCAUCCAUAGCUUGGAGAUGAAGGCACUGCUGGAAAAGAAGAGGUUGGAGAAAGAGAUGGAGAGCCAUGUGGCGGCCAUGGCGGCAGAGGUGCAGCACCUGGUGGACCAGAAGGUCCCAGAGACGACCAGGUUGACUGUUCAGGAGAACAACGAGGUGAAGACCCGAUUCAGCCAGCUGUCUGAGCAGGCUCAGGUGCUGGUGGAGGAGAACACAGCCCUGAGAGUGAAGAAGAGUCAACUCAGCGUGGACGUCGACAUCCUGGAGCAAACGCUCAGCGGGAUUACUCGUGAGAGCUGCAUCCGUAAGAAGGUGGGGGAGCAGCUGACAGAGAAGUGUCAGCAGCUGCAGGUGAAGCUAAACGACAGCAGGCAGGAAGUCGAGCAGCUUCAGACUGAACACAAAGGAUUCCUGGCAGAGCUGGAGGCUCUCAGACUGGACCGAGCUGCAGCAUCUGAGCAGUGCAAUGAAAGCAGAGCUGAGGUCAGUCAGCUGGAGGCUGAGCUGCUGGAAGAGAGGAGGAGGAGGAUCAGGACGAAGAGCAACAUGCAAGAAGCUGCUGUUACUCUCAGACAAGUCCUGAUGGAAGCGCACGCAGAGCAGGACCCCGAGGUGGACUCUGUCGUCCAGUGGAGGCAGCUGAUGCAGAAGCUCCUGGUGGUCCUGGACAGACCCGCACCGCUGAGGAAUGACUCCUCCCUCACCGGCUCCACUGCUGAGAGCGAGCAAGUGAACGAGUUGCAGGCCUCUGACCCUGCAGCAGCAGCCAGAAACAGAGCAGAAGGAACCAUCAAUCCAGCUUUGAGUUUCCAGCUCCAGCUCGGCCUCGCUCCCCGUCCCGCACUGAAACACAAACAUGUACUAACAGGAACAGAAGCUGGACCCAGCAGCACCCACCUGCCUCUGCAGAGGAAACCCGCCGGUCAGAAGAUGACCAGAUCCGCUAACCUGACUCAGACCGAUUCAUCUGUGAAAUUCUUGACCUCCAAAAACUCCUUCGCCAAACUCAAAUCACAGUGA